Molecule: messenger RNA, 1401 nt
Organism: Eimeria mitis
Lineage: Eukaryota; Apicomplexa; Conoidasida; Eucoccidiorida; Eimeriidae
Product: cobW/P47K family domain-containing protein, putative
Exons: 1
Coding region: 1-1401 (466 amino acids)
Cellular component (GO): cytoplasm
Source: RefSeq, a predicted model, not a curated record
AUGGGCAUAGAAGCCCCCACACUCAUAGACGCCACGCAGCAGAAGCAGCAGCAGCAGCAGCAGCAGCGACAGCAGCAGCAGCAGCAGCAGCAGCAGCAGCAGCAGCAGCAAGAAGAGCGUGGAUCUGUGUUAUUAUCUUCUGGUGGUGUAUCAUCUCCUUUAAUAGAUUUAAUAGAGCUUCCUGGUGGUUGUUUAUGCUGCUCUGUACGCAGCGAGUUGCUGCUGGCGCUGCAGCAGCUGCUGCAGCAGCUCAAUGGGUGUAUAGAUGCUAUAUGUAUAGAAACAAACGGCGCAGCAGACCCCCAGCCUAUAUGUGAAGCUUUGUGGGCCGAUGAAGAUAUACAGGGACAGGUUAAGCUCGAUGCUGUUGUCUGUUUAGUUGAUGCUGCAAGACCCCAUACAGCACUAGCAACACCCCCUGCUGCUGCUCCUGCUGCUGCUGCUGCUGCUGCUGCUGCUGAGGGUGCUGCUGAAGUAGGAGCAGCAGAAGAAGCGGUGGUUGCAGCAGAAACAGGAACUGCAGCAGGAGCAACAGGAGCAGACACAGCAGCAGCAGCAGCAGCAACAGCAGCAGCAGCAGCAGAACCAGCAGCAGCAGCAGCAGCAGCAGCAGCAGCAGCAAGAGAAGGUUUAUCUCUUGAGACACACGGAGGUCUUGGUCUCGUUGCCCUGAAGCAGAUUGCAUGCGCAGAUUGUUUGCUGCUGACGAAGACAGACAUCUGCUGCCAGCAGCAGCUGCAGCAGCUGCAGCAGCAACUCUCUCGCCUCAAUCCUGCUGCUGCGCUGCACUGCUGCAGCAACGGCAAUGUACCCCUCUCAGCAGUUCUCGGCCUCAGAGCCUAUGACAGCAGCAGCAGCUGCAGCAGCAGCAGCAGCAGCAGCAGCAGCAGCAACGGGUGCAGCAGCAGUGGCAGCAAUUGGUUGAGGGGUGCUUUAACACCGGAGGCUGCUGCAGCCUCAGCAGCAGCAGAGUGCCUCCAUCAGCAGCAACAGCAGCAGCAGCAACAGCAGCAGCAGCAGCAGCAGCAUGCAUGCGCAGCUAAAGGGUCUUCCUGCUGCAGCAGCAGCAGCAGCUUGGGGGGUUUAUGUAGUGUUAGGGUUUCGUUUCCUUUAGGAGGUAAAAACAAAGAAAAACCAACAUUGUUUUCGCUGCAGCUCUUGGAGAGAGCAAUAGGAGAGCUGCUGUGGGGCGAAGCAGCAGCAGCAGCAGCAGCAGCAGCAGCAGCAACAGCAGCAGCAGCAGCAGCAGCAGAAACGAAAGAAAUAAAAACAACACACCCAAGUGCUAUCUUCCGCUGCAAAGGGCUCUUCUAUGCAUGGACAGACAACACAGACAAAGACGCAGCAAACACAGGUGAGCAGCAGCAGCAGCAGCAGCAGCAGCACCAGCAGCAGCAGUAG